AUGAUGAUGAAACGACGAAAAGUCCGCGAAGCGACGUUGUUUUGUGGCGAUUCUAAAUCGCUUUUGUUUCGAUAUGAUCGUCGGUUUUCGUGUAGUCAAAGAUUUCUUAAUGGAAACAUGCUCAUCUUGAUCUCCGUGUUUGUAUUGUUUCUUUGUGUGGAAAUUUCUGUAGCAUUACCCGAACGUCGUUGUGGUACACUGGAUAUACGAAAUCAUCCGAGUCACGGCUACAAGCUUGCCGGUCACAAAUCCGUGUCAACCGCUCAUGUUAACUGUAGCGUAAUGGAAGGCUCUAUGGUGAUGUCCUUGAUACAAAAUUCGAAUGUGACUGAAGCAGAUUUCCCAGUAUUUCAUCAUUUGCGUGAAAUUACCGGGUCAUUGUUAAUCUUCCAUGUGAGGAAAUUGUCAACGCUAUCAAGGGUCUUCCCCAGUUUAAGAAUAAUCGGGGGACAGAACUUAAUCCAACAUUUCUCCCUGAUUAUUUACCAGAACGAGGACUUAACGGACAUCGGGCUCUCGAAACUGCGUUUGAUUCGUAAUGGAGGAGUACGAGUCGCGGAAAACAACAAAAUGUGUUAUUCACGAUAUAUUGAUUGGAAACAUCUCAUGGCUGGACCGUUGAAUGAUAUCUUGGUUGAUGACGCUGUAGAGAUUGGUGUUGGAGAAGGAAAAAUCUUGUCAUGUACUGAUGACUGUGAAGUGGAGGAUGAGUCAAAAUGUCGACAUGUAUCGCAUUCUCGUGGCGAGCAGCUAUCAUGUUGGAAUAAGAACACUUGCCAAGAAGAUUGCCCCUACGAUCGUAUUAAUGGAAGUGUGGGACCAGGAUGUGCAGAUUCAAAUGGCGCAAAAUGUCAUGAACAAUGUGUGGCGGGAUGCACGGUGCCAGAUGAUGACAAAGCAUGCUACGGAUGUUUGCACUAUAAUCAUGACGGCGCGUGCGUGGAGAAGUGCCCAGCGCAUUUGUUCACGUAUCUGAAUCGACGAUGUAUAACGGAAGCUGAAUGCGACGCAAUGUCAGCGCUUCGAGGUGGAAAAGAUGUCUACAAACCGGCGAACGGGGUCUGCGCAACGCUUUGUCCAGAGGGACUUGAGGAAGAUCCAACGAAUAAGAAACGCUGUCGAAAGUGUGCUGGUGAAUGCGUACGAAAAUGCCCUGGGAACAUUACAGUGGACACUAUGUCAAAGGCAAUGCAGUUGAAACACUGCAGUAUUAUUGAGGGUUAUCUUGAGGUGGAAAUGCGUGUUGGGAUGAGUACCGUUGCUGCUUCACAGCUAACCGAUGUCUUUGGAAAGAUCACAACAAUUGACGGGUACUUUGUUGUCCGAUUGUCUCCAUCUUUUGUGAAUCUGCAUAUGUUCCGCAGUUUGACGCGAAUCACUGGUCGGUCACUUUAUCGAGAUAAAUAUGCUAUGAGCAUCUUUGAGAACUCGAAUUUGCAAAAACUCUUCCCGCCAGAAAAUCGUUUAGUAAUAAAUACUGGCUCCGUUCAGUUCCAAAAUAAUCGCAUGCUUUGCUACUUCCGAAUCAAAGAGUUGAUGGCAAAGUUGGGACGUGAACACGAGAUGUCGGAAGAAGAUCAGAGCCUCAGCUACUAUAGUAAUGGUGACAAAGCUAUCUGUGAGGAAUCGUCAUUCAACCUCACGGUAGUGGACAGCGCAGUGUCACAGACUGCAUUCACCUUACGCUGGCCGGCACUAAACACCUCGGAUAUCGAUCACAGAAAAUUCCUAGGAUAUGAUAUAUUGUACAAAGAGGUCGCAUGGGAGGACCCUAACUUAUCGAUCGACGAUGAUAGAUCAUCGUGUCAAGAUACAGAUUCUUGGUAUUAUCACUUUGAAGGGGUGAACGACAACAUUGAACGUAUCAAUGGAACUGGUCCAGAGUACGUUACGGCUAUGAUAGGGAAUAGCCAUAUCAAACCGCAUACAUUAUAUGCGGCAUAUGUGACGACAAAGAUGGUACGUCAUCAAGGGGCACGAAACGCUGUUUCAAACAUCGCGUUCGUACGAACACGAUUUGCAGUACCAGAUCCGCCUCGUUUGACAAAAGCUGAAGCAUUAGGGACUGAAGAAAUCCUGCUUGAAUGGGAUCCACCAUUGCAACCAAACGGUGAUAUUUCUCACUAUGUAGUCAGUUGGAGAGCAAUGGAUGAUUUGCACAUGAAUCAACACAUGGGAGCUGCUGUUUGCUAUGAUGACUCUUCUCGAAGUCUCGAUCUUUCACUUGGUAUUGCCGAAGGUUUGCGAGAACCAUCGACAACACCAGCUCCAAAAGCAGUUUCGAUGUUGCUAGGUGAAAAUAGUGAAGGACAAAAUAGUGAUACAUGUCCUAGGCACGAAGGAUGUUGCAAAUGUGCUCCAAAGGUGGUUUCGUCAGAACUUGAUGAGAGUAUUGAGUCACAAACUGAGUUCGAGAACGCUGUGCAUAACGUGGUUUUCAUUCAAAAUCAGCUAGCACGUCAACGUAGAGCCAUAACAGCAACAGCUCAGCCCAAAGAUGUUGUUAAUGGGAGUUCGACGAAGAAAGACCCACAACCUCCGAAGAAGAAUGGGAGUGUGGCUAAUUUAUCUGAGCCUGUGAAAAAUGACGCAAUUACUGCUAACGUUACAGCCACCUCAUACGUCAUAAGGGGCCUUAAACACUAUACGCGAUAUUUUAUCCAAAUCACCGUUUGCCAAGAUCCUACCGCUCCUGAAACUCAUUGUUCAACGAGGAGAGCGUGGCAGUAUGUUCGAACAAAGCCUAUAGUGGAUGCUGACCGCGUUGAUAACUCGACUAUCAAUGUGGAAAUACUGAAUGGAACUUCUGACAUCAGAAUCACAUGGAUGAAACCAGUUGAUCCGAAUGGACUUGUAGUUGCAUACAAAGUGAAAGUGAUCAACACUGCUAAACAAUCGACUCCGGUUGACCAGUGCAUUCCCGUUUCAUCUGACUGGUCUCCAGAUGUGAAUGGUGCAGUUUUCGAGGGUUUGAACGAUGGCGACUACCGAGUUGAACUCCGCACAGUAUCUUUGGCAGGAAUCUCUCAACCGACCUACGCCGAAGAGUUAUUCCAGAUCUAUACACCUGGAUUCUGGACUGUUAAGAACAUCUUACUAUCGUUGUUUAUAUUCCUUCUGUUCGCUAUAAUAGUGGGAAUAGUCGGCUACUUCUUUGUGAAGAAAUACUACUCGCAAAAAGUGAAAGAAUACGCUACACAGCUGAUCUCGGCAAAUCCAGAGUACUUGUCACAGGCUGACGUCUAUAAGCCAGACGAGUGGGAGCUUAAGCGGUCUGACCUUACCCUAGAGUGUGAGAUAGGAAGAGGAACGUUUGGAAAGGUGUAUCGCGGAUACGGUAACAAUGUUCUGUCAAAAUGUGGUGACACAUUUGGCGUGUGCGCUAUUAAGACGGUAACGGAGACUGCGAACUCCGCUGAGCGUCUACACUUCCUGCUUGAAGCAAAUGUGAUGAAGUCGUUCUCAGCAGAAGCCUUCAUUGUCAAGCUAUAUGGUGUGGUAUCUGAUGGACAACCAGUGCUUGUGGUAAUGGAAAUGAUGGAAAAGGGUAAUUUACGCGACUACUUACGUUCACGACGUCCUGGUGCGGAAGAGAACGUGGAAAAUCUACCAGUACCAACCACUGCCGAAUACUAUGAAUGGGCAGCUCAAAUUGCUGAUGGUAUGGCCUAUCUGGAAUCGAUUCGUUUCUGUCAUAGAGAUUUGGCGGCUAGGAAUUGUAUGGUUGACGCGAACAAUGUUGUAAAAAUCGGUGAUUUCGGCAUGGCCCGUGAUAUUUACUAUCAUGAAUACUACAAACCAAACGGUAAAAGGCUAAUGCCUGUACGAUGGAUGGCACCGGAAUCACUUCGAGACGGCACAUUUGACAUGAAAAGCGAUGUUUGGUCAUAUGGUAUUGUACUAUACGAGAUGAUCACGCUCGGUCAACAACCAUACCAAGGUUUGGCUAAUGAGGAAGUGUUGUCGUUCAUUGGAGUAUCCAGAAAGACAUUGGAUCGUCCAAUGGAUUGUCCCGAUUUCUGGUAUGACCUAAUGGUCGAGUGUUGGCGAUACGUUCCUCGUGAACGUCCAACCUUCCGCCAAAUUGUUGAACAUCUCGUACCUCUUGCUAGUGAUCAAUUCCGAGAAGCGUCGUGGAUCUAUAAUCACCCAGCAACUGAUUAUGCAUCAGAUGCAGAGCCGAAUUACGUUCCAGAAGGUCAUGGAAUGCGUGUGUUGAACACCAUCGAACCCACGGAUGAGGUUGAAUAUCGCAUGACAAAUCGCGCUGACGGUGCGAAACCACGCUGGGGUGAAGGGGACUCGUUAGACACCGAUUGUGAAGCAGAAGAUGAAGUGUAA
This is a messenger RNA of Necator americanus (New World hookworm), 4341 nucleotides long. RefSeq lists its product as uncharacterized. Gene Ontology annotation, cellular component: axon; insulin receptor complex; plasma membrane. Gene Ontology annotation, molecular function: ATP binding; insulin receptor activity; insulin receptor substrate binding. Gene Ontology annotation, biological process: positive regulation of phosphatidylinositol 3-kinase/protein kinase B signal transduction; cell surface receptor protein tyrosine kinase signaling pathway; multicellular organism development. Bases 1 to 4341 code for a protein of 1446 amino acids. NCBI's taxonomy places the organism in Eukaryota, Metazoa, Nematoda, Chromadorea, Rhabditida, Ancylostomatidae. The record is from RefSeq and is a predicted model, not a curated record. The transcript is spliced from 38 exons.